Necator americanus (New World hookworm) is the source of this 864-nucleotide messenger RNA. RefSeq lists its product as uncharacterized. Gene Ontology annotation, cellular component: nucleus; cytoplasm. Gene Ontology annotation, biological process: Wnt signaling pathway; ubiquitin-dependent protein catabolic process. The transcript is spliced from 8 exons. NCBI's taxonomy places the organism in Eukaryota, Metazoa, Nematoda, Chromadorea, Rhabditida, Ancylostomatidae. Bases 1 to 864 code for a protein of 287 amino acids. Gene Ontology annotation, molecular function: poly-ADP-D-ribose binding; ubiquitin protein ligase activity; zinc ion binding. The record is from RefSeq and is a predicted model, not a curated record.
AUGAAAACCUAUGGUGCAACCUUGCGAAUUGUCUUAACGUUUUUCGUACGCGAUAACGCAGCUUUUGGUCUUCUAAUGUUGUGUUCCAUCCUGAAAGAUUCGUGGGGUGAUGCCUUUAACUGUUCGUCGUGGGAGCUGCUGUCGGAAAUGCCUGUAGACGAUAAUGACGAUGAGGAGUGCCCAGUUUGUUACCAGAAAAUGAUUCUGCCUACGACAGUUCCGGCGUGUGGACAUAGGUUCUGCUUUUUAUGCAUUAAAGGUGCAGCUAUUCGUGAGGGAGAGACAUUUUGCCCGAUGUGUCGUGGCGACAUAUCUCCUUCGAUCUUCAAAAGGCCAGUAGUUCGCGGUGCUAUCCUUGAUAUGCAUGAUCCUGAUUCUCCUAGUCUCUCCGCUAAACCAACGAGAUCAACUUCAACAGGCCCUAAACGAGUCAAUGCCGCUGGUGAUGACGGUGCUCCAUCGUCGAAGAAAACGAAGGAAAAAAUGAUUGAUGGUGAAUCUCCAGUCGAAGGGCCAAGUAUAGUGCAAACGGAUUCUGGCGAGGAGGACAAAGGUGAACCCGAUUCUGAACCGCAACAAGUUGUGCAACAAAGGUUUUACUGGUUAUAUAAGGGCCGUGACGGGUGGUGGAGGUUCGAUCCAAGGUUAGAGAAGGAUAUAGAAGCUGGUAGAGCAGUUACACCGGAAAGCACAGAGAUAAUAAUUUGCGGAUAUACCUAUGUACUAGAUUUCGACCAAAUGGUUCAGUAUCGGAAGGAGUUUCCAAGAAAAACGCGAGAAAUCAAGCGCGUAUCUGGUGAGGAAUUCAGAGCAAUGUCAGACAACGGAGAGGUUAAAGGGAUUUCCGGAGUGCGAGUUACAUAA